Molecule: messenger RNA, 363 nt
Organism: Entrophospora candida
Lineage: Eukaryota; Fungi; Glomeromycota; Glomeromycetes; Entrophosporales; Entrophosporaceae
Source: the annotation of a GenBank genome assembly
AUGCCAGAAAAAGAUGAUAAAUUUUAUAUAUUUCCAACAUUCAACUUAAAAAUGAAAGUGGCUACAUUACCAACUGGAUAUUGCACUGAUUAUCUACCCAAACCUACAGUUCAAAUGUCAGCAUUUUCUUCAUUAUUUAUUGAAUGGCAUCAAGAUUUAGGAAAUUUAUAUAAUGAUAGAUUGGAAAGUUUGGAAAAUACAUCUAUACUAAACAAGGAGGGGGAUGAGGAAAAUAUUAUAGACAAUGAUGAAAACAUUGAUCUGGAUAGAGCUGAAGAAUUGAUUUUAACUGAUGAUUUAAAUCUUGAUCAAUCUUUAAGAAAUGCGUUGCAUUCAUUUAAACAAAUUUGCAACAUCAGGUGA